AUGCCCGCAAAACGUAAAAGGAACAUGUCGCAGCAAGAAACUCCCCCAUCCACCGAGCCAACGCGUCGAAGGAGUGAUCGCAACCUGGAAAAGCUCUCUGCGGCCUCCGAUGCGGUAAAGGCCGACCCGACCGCCAAGCUUGGCGUGCUGAACGAUGGACUCGGGAACGGGGAGAGAAGACCACGAGCCCGGGGCAAGAACUCCUACGAGAGCAGAAAGGAUGUGGAACGCGCCGUGCGCAAUCUGCAAGCCAUGGAAAGCGAGCUGCAGACUACGGUCCGGAAUCAGCGCAAGGCCCUCGAGACGUCAGAGGUGAAACCUAUUGGCGAUGAAGCGACCGACGGAGACGCAACCAUGCCGCUCCAUCCCACCCUGCCACCACGACAGGGCAAGCAAGUCGUAAACGAGGGCGAAGAUCGCUGCGCCAACUCGGUCGAGCAAGCACCUUUGGACGGCCGCAAGGCUGAGCUGGCAGAGGGCGACAUAGCUGCCGCCGCCAGGGACGCCGAGGCAGAGGACGACGGGGUGCAAAGGGGCGCGCGACGACCGCCCCCGGUCAAUAGUGAGAUUCUACCACUUCCGUGGUCAGGUCGCCUGGGCUAUGCAUGUCUCAACACUUAUUUGAGAGCUUCGAACCCAACGGUCUUCUCCUCCAGGACCUGUCGCAUGAGCUCAAUUGUUGAGCAUCGCCACCCGUUGCGCAACCCCGACGAGCCCGAGCAUGCGACAAAGAACCGACCUGACAAGGAACAGCCGGCGGACAUUGAGAGGGGCCAGAGGUACCUGCAAGAGAUGGGCCUUGCCAACGCCAGGGACAUUGUCAAGAUGCUGCGGUGGAACGAGAAGUACGGUAUCCGAUUCAUGCGACUCAGCAGCGAGAUGUUCCCCUUUGCGAGCCAUGCCGAGCACGGAUACGCGCUGGAACCCUUUGCCGCGGAAGCCCUGGCGGACGCCGGUAAAGUUGCUGGGGAACUGGGCCAUCGACUGACGACACAUCCGGGCCAAUUCACUCAACUUGGUAGUCCGAGGAAGGAGGUAAUUACGGCAGCGAUACGAGACCUGGAGUAUCACGCAGAAAUGCUGUCCCUGCUCAAGAUGCCAGAGCAGCAGGACCGGGAUGCGGUCAUGAUCCUGCACAUGGGCGGCACGUACGGGGACAAGGCGGCCACCCUCGACCGCUUCCGCGAGAACUAUAAAACGGUAUCGCAAAACGUCAAGAACAGGCUGGUUUUGGAGAACGACGACGUUUCGUGGACGGUGCACGAUCUCCUGCCGAUUUGCGAGGAGCUCAACAUCCCCAUGGUGCUGGAUUUCCACCACCACAACAUCCUCUUCGACGACAGUGUGCGCGAGGGCACUCUCGACAUUAUCGGAUUGUACGACCGCAUCGCCAAGACGUGGUCGCGCAAAAAUAUCCGGCAGAAGAUGCACUACAGCGAGCAGACGUCCGCCGCCAUUACCCCACGAGAGCGACGCAAACACUCGGCGCGCGUGCGUACCCUGCCGCCCUGCCCCAACGACAUGGACCUCAUGAUCGAAGCUAAGGACAAGGAGCAAGCCGUCUUUGAACUGAUGCGGACCUUCAAGCUGCCCGGCUGGUCCACGUUUAACGACAUUGUGCCUUUUGAGCGCGACGACGAACCCAGAAAGGCCGUGAAGAAGGAGGACGACGAGGAAGGGGAUGAUGAAAACAAUGCAGCGACGCAACAGGAUGGCGUGAACGAGGACGACGGUAUCGAGGUGCCAGAGAGAGUUUCCCGGGCCUUCCUCGAGUGGUUCAAGUCCAUUCCUGGCGCUACGUUCUCGGACGCCAUCGAGCUUGUCGACCUGCGCUCCGCGAAUGCUGGGCGAGGAAUCAUUGCCACAAAAGACAUUGAGGAAGACAGCAUUCUCUUCACAAUCCCCCGAACUCACAUCCUCAGCAAGCAGACCUCGGCGCUUGUGUCAACACUGCCCCAAGUUUUCGAUGCGGAUCAAGCGCCUGCUGACCCAGAGAAUGGUUUCGCGGUCAAGCAGGAUCGAUGGACGUCUUUGAUCCUGGUCAUGCUGUACGAGUUUCUCCAAGGCGAUGCAUCGUCAUGGAAGCCAUAUUUUGAUGUGCUCCCAGAGAGCUUCAACACGCCCAUGUUCUGGUCUGACGCGGAGCUCGACGAGCUUCAGGGGAGCGCGACACGUCAAAGGAUCGGAAAGGAGGAAGCGGAGGAAAUGUUCAGGACAAGGAUUAUCCCAGUUAUCCGUCAGAAUGCCUCAGUGUUCCCGCAACAGGAAGCUGUGAGUGAUGAUCAGCUAGUAGCGCUGGCCCACCGCAUGGGGAGUUUAAUCAUGUCCUACGCAUUUGACCUGGACAAGGACGACGACAGCGACGAGGAGGACGAGAAUGAGGAUGGAUGGCAAGUGGACCGCGACGAUGAGCUUUUGAUGGGCAUGGUACCCAUGGCCGACAUGCUCAACGCAGACGCUGUUUUCAAUGCCGUCAUCAACCACGCUGCAGAUUCAUUGACUGCAACAGCCACAAGGCCUAUCAAGGCAGGAGAGGAGAUUCUCAACUUUUACGGUCCUCUAGCAAACUCGGAAUUGCUCAGGAGAUACGGCUACGUGACCGAGGCGCACAUGCGCCACGACGUGGUCGAGAUUUCCCCCGAGGUCAUCGAGGCAGCCGUCAAAGCAGAACUGCAAGUCGACGACUCGGUCCUGGAGAAAGUGCGCGCAAAGCUCGAGGAGCGCGAUCUGGCCGACGAAGGCGCCGUCAUCGAAUGGGACACGAGCGCCGUGGAAGACGAUGGCACAUUGUUGGCACAGGAUCUCUCGCGCGACUCGCUCGAGGAGCUCAACGCGUUGCUUGAGGCGUAUCUGAAAUAUGUGGAAAAGUACAGCCAAGAUCGCAAGAGGCCGCGCGAGGACGCUGCCAUCAGCAUACUACGACGAAUCGUGCACGACAUUCAGGCGAAAUACACCACGUCGCUGGAAGAGGACCAGCGUUUGCUCAGCUCGCUGGGGGCCAUGGAUCGACGGAAGAUGGCGGUCGUCGUGCGGCUGGGGGAGAAGAUGGUCUUGCAAAAGCUGCAGUCUGUAGCCAUGGGCGCACAGUCAGAUCAAGGGCCUGGGGAGGGGAGCAAGCGCGCGAGAACUUCGAAUUGA
Emericellopsis atlantica is the source of this 3138-nucleotide messenger RNA. RefSeq names its product SET domain protein. The record is from RefSeq and is a predicted model, not a curated record. NCBI's taxonomy places the organism in Eukaryota, Fungi, Ascomycota, Sordariomycetes, Hypocreales, Bionectriaceae. The transcript is spliced from 6 exons. Bases 1 to 3138 code for a protein of 1045 amino acids. Gene Ontology annotation, biological process: peptidyl-lysine methylation; response to UV; nucleotide-excision repair. Gene Ontology annotation, cellular component: mitochondrion; nucleus. Gene Ontology annotation, molecular function: protein-lysine N-methyltransferase activity; endonuclease activity; protein binding.